AUGGAAGACGACGAUAUCAAGAGGGAAACGACUGAGCGAAUCGCGCCCACGGGCUCUCUAGACCAGGAGGACUUUGCGAGAAAGCGAGGGGUAGGAGCAUCACUCUUCCCACCUGGAAAGAGCCCCGGUGCCGUGCCCAGAGCCAGAAGUCACUGCAGGAAGUGGUGGUGGUGUGACUGUCUGGUCCUCGCUGUGAUUGUUCUCAUUAUAGUGCUGCCAAUCGUCUAUGUCGCCAUACCCAAGACAGCCCAGCACGAUGUGAACGCGUCGACUCUCGAGAUACAACAACAAAUCGUCACCGAUCCCACGCCAUCAUCUGUUCAUCUGAGGCUUGUUAAUGUUGCUCGUAGCGACAGCAGCUUCCACCCAACACUCGAUGCCUUUGAGGCUGCCCUCUUCCUUGAACCCACCGAGCCCGAAAUCACGCCAUUUGGAUAUGUCACAAUUCCAAAGACGCAAGUUGGGCAUGCGACUACAAUAAUCGUAGACCAGACUCUAAAUAUCACCAACAAGGACCAGUUCAUGGCAUAUACUGCAUUAGUGAUCGGCAGCGAUGAGUUUAGAAUCGCCGUUCGUGGCCGGACAGGACUACACCAAAAGGGCCUGUCGAAAAUCGAUGUAGAUUACAACAAAGUAGUAACGAUGAAAGGUCUCAACAAAUUGGCAGGCUUCAACAUUACCGAGUUCCAGAUCUUGCUCACACCAGAGCCCGACGGCUCGAAUAUGAAUGGCACCGUGUCCAUACCGAAUCAGUCGGUGUUGACUCUUGAUUUGGGUAAUGUCACCAUGGAUCUGUCCGUCCAAGGGACACCCAUCGGUCAGGCUGUAAUUCCGGACCUCGUCCUUAAGCCUGGCAGCAACAUCGUACCCAUGCGAUCGACCGUGAAUCAAUCACUUGUGAUUGGGUUGGUCACUAAGAAGUUCACCAGUGGGCUGCUGCCUAUCGACGUUUUGGGUAACUCUAGCGUUAGCAACGGACAGCACCUAGAAUACUACGAGGCGGCCAUCAAAAGCAACCCGUUGCACGUUACCCUAGACGUGGGCAGUGCUCUUGCAGCUCUGGGGCUAAAUAUCACCCAAUCGUGA
Mytilinidion resinicola is the source of this 1086-nucleotide messenger RNA. RefSeq lists its product as uncharacterized. Gene Ontology annotation, cellular component: fungal-type vacuole membrane. The record is from RefSeq and is a predicted model, not a curated record. The coding region runs from base 1 to 1086 and encodes 361 amino acids. The transcript has 3 exons. NCBI's taxonomy places the organism in Eukaryota, Fungi, Ascomycota, Dothideomycetes, Mytilinidiales, Mytilinidiaceae.